Impatiens glandulifera is the source of this 1556-nucleotide messenger RNA. RefSeq lists its product as uncharacterized. The transcript is spliced from 7 exons. The record is from RefSeq and is a predicted model, not a curated record. NCBI's taxonomy places the organism in Eukaryota, Viridiplantae, Streptophyta, Magnoliopsida, Ericales, Balsaminaceae. The coding region runs from base 177 to 1340 and encodes 387 amino acids.
GAGAGUUUCUCUUUCUACAGAGUUUCCCUCCUUUCCUUCCCAAACCGUUCUUCUCUGUACAGUCUUCUUCAGAGCUCUGGUUUGGAACCGUACUUCUGAAGGAGAGGAGUAGAAACUGAUGAUCCGAGCAUGCUUGUACGUAGAUUCGGAAUUCUAACAGAUUCUUGAAAAUAUUAAUGGAGAUCUGUGAAAGUUCAUCGUCAUCUAAUGAGAUUCACCAACCAAUUCUAAGAAAUGCGAAAUAUGCAUAUUCAAGGCAUGAUUUGUUAUCACUUGGAAAGCUUAAACACUGUAGAAACUUUCCCGAUGGAUUCGUGUCUUCGAACUUAAAGGAGCUUGGCAUCAUUGACUCAAGUUGCAUGCAAGAUCUGCUCAAUGGUGAUGAAAGUAAACAUGGUUUAUUGUCGAGUCCAUUCGAGAAUUUCUCUAGAAGAAGAUCUUCUAGAUCCAAAGAGAAUGAAACAUCCAAAGAUGAGGUGAUUUCUAUGGCAAAUGAUUGCUGUCAGCUUAAGAAGAGUGUGAAUCCUUAUCGUCCUCCACACUCAAGAACGAAGGCUGAUCAUUCAUCCCAAGAAGCAUCCUCGGGGACAUACAGCGACUGCGAUAGUAACUCCAUUAUUUUCUACGAGAUAGUUGAAGAGCAGGAGCAUCAGAGAAAGGAAAAUCAGUCUAGACAUGAUGAAGAUGAUGAAGACUGGGAUGAGAUAAUGUCGAUUCUUCGUGUGAAACAAGAGUCUUUGAUAAGUCACGAAACCAAAGAUGAUCAAACAUUGAAUAAAUCAAAAACAACCGAGAUCUGUCUGCCUGAUGAUGAGGAUCUGAUUACAACUAAUGAUCUCUUGCUCCUUCAACCUGCAGGAGGAUCCUCCAUCCCUCACAAAACUCGUAUGCAUCCGAAACUAAAGCUGAGUAAUGUUGAACCCAUAUUAGAAUACAGUUUGCCUGAUGAAGAUAGUUUGAUCUCUGUUCAAGAUCUAUUAAAUCCUUUUGGCAAGAUUGAUCAAGAAAACUUUCAUGAUCAUCAUCAUCAUCAUUAUAGCCUGCAUCAUCAACAGCAUAGGAUGAAUUCUCAAGGUAAUAGUAGCUUGAUGGUCAGUGGGAAUUCAAAUUACUACCACACAAGAAAGCAGGAUCUUCUAGCUGGGCGGUUUAAUCAAGAAUCAUUGCAAACAACACCUCUUCCAUAUGGUGUGGAUCAUUUGACUAAUCCCAAUUAUCCUUACCACCACCAAAUAUAUCCCUCAGACAAUCCCAAUCGUUGGAGCUUGAACACGGAUAUGGGGGCUGGUUUUGAUAGGCAGAGUCGAGCUUUCGUUGGAUAUGCACAUGCAAGGAAAUAGUAAGAUGAAGGCAAGAAGGAAGCAUCAUUAAUGUUUUUUUUUGGAAGAAGGAGAUUCAAUGUGAAGAAUAAAGAAAGGUAUAUAAAGUAGGAUUUGUUAGUAUUAGUGCUAGCUACAAGUACAGUAUGAAGAAAGUAUUAUUGUGCAGUGUUUGCCCUCUAUAUCUGCAUUUCUUGCAGAUUCUCUCAUCUAAUAUCCCUCUUUGAUCAUAUACUA